AUGGCCACAUCUGGCAGGAUCAGUUUUACAGUGAGGAGCAUUUUGGAUUUACCAGAACAAGAUGCCAAUAGCAUAAAGCAAACUGCUCAUCACCACCACUCAGCGGAAAACUACACCAGCUCGCGGUACCGAGGGUGGAUAGAAACAGACAGAAAUCACUAUCCCUCUUCCGACGAGAGCGGCCCGGAGCUGAGCUUGCCCGACUCCACGCAAAGGGCGCUGCCCGCCCGCGGCCCGGAGGCCGAGAAGAAGAAGAAGCGGCGAGUGCUCUUCUCCAAGGCGCAGACGCUGGAGCUGGAGCGGCGGUUCCGGCAGCAGCGGUACCUGUCGGCGCCGGAGCGGGAGCAGCUGGCCCGUUUGCUCAGCCUCACGCCCACGCAGGUGAAGAUCUGGUUCCAGAACCACCGCUACAAGACGAAGCGGGCGCGCAGCGAGGCCCCCGGCAGCCCCCCGCGGCCGCCCGCGCUGCUGCGCCGCGCAGUGCUGCCGCUGCUGGCGCGGGGGGAGCCCGAGCGGUGCCGCCGCUGCCCCGGCAGCCCCCCACCGCCCGCCGCCCGCCCCAAGCUCGCCUGCGCCCUGGCGGGCUGCAGCGCCCAGGCGGCCCUCGCCGUCCAGGGCUACCAAACCUGCCCGCCGGGCUCCGCCGCCGCCCUCGGCGUUUUCCCCGCUUACCAGCACUUAGCGCAUCCCGCCGUCGUCUCCUGGAGCUGGUGA
Rhea pennata is the source of this 714-nucleotide messenger RNA. It is a transcript of the gene NKX2-8, whose product is annotated as NK2 homeobox 8. Gene Ontology annotation, molecular function: DNA-binding transcription factor activity, RNA polymerase II-specific; RNA polymerase II cis-regulatory region sequence-specific DNA binding. Gene Ontology annotation, biological process: regulation of transcription by RNA polymerase II; cell differentiation. The transcript has 2 exons. The coding region runs from base 1 to 714 and encodes 237 amino acids. Gene Ontology annotation, cellular component: nucleus. NCBI's taxonomy places the organism in Eukaryota, Metazoa, Chordata, Aves, Rheiformes, Rheidae. The record is from RefSeq and is a predicted model, not a curated record.